Molecule: messenger RNA, 2838 nt
Organism: Mesorhabditis belari
Lineage: Eukaryota; Metazoa; Nematoda; Chromadorea; Rhabditida; Rhabditidae
Source: the annotation of a GenBank genome assembly
AUGGUUUUAUACCAUUUCUUGCUGCUCCUCGUCGGAGCACAUGCGCUAUUCGAGGAUCAAGUCGGCAAAUUUGAUUGGCGUAAACAGUUCAUCGGAUGUCCCACCCAAAUCGAGGUCGAUCGCCGCGGGAAAUUGGAUCGGUAUCUGAUGGCGACAGAGGAAAACGUGGUCGCUGCUCUUUCAAUGAACACUGGAGAGAUUGUUUGGCGCAAAGUGCAAGAGGAUACCGCGAAUCAAGGCCACCGACAUGCGCCCACGUUUGCUGGAAACAAAAAUGCAAUCUGCACGGUUUCCGAUUCCGGAAGAAUGCUUCGGAUAUGGUCGAAACGAGAUGGCGCUUUCUUGGGACAACUUCUUUUGAGCAGUGUCGAGAGCCCACAUCCUCCGGCGGUUGCUAUUGAGAACGAAGCCUGCCUUGUCGUUGCACACAAUCGAGCCAUUGCUGUAUCGCUAAAAGAUGCCACCAAGUUGUGGGAAAUCGAGAUCAAUAAGAGUAAUUGGGUAGCCGCUCGUCCACAUCGAGAUGGUUUCGCAAUUGUUGGUGGAAUUCAAGAAAAUUCAGAGGUACACGUUAAAUGGGUUGAUGCACAAGGAAAUCAAAAUUUGAAUCGUAUUUUGUCCGUGAAUUCUUUCAACCCAAAAAGAGUAACGCUAUCCGGUCGACAUCUUCUUGGUCAUUGGGAUUCAACUUUGUACUCACUCGAUAUAUUGGCCAACGGACCUGAGAUGAAAAUUGAAGUUGUCGACAAGAAAGAACAAAUUUUGGAGGUCGUUCAAUUUGCGACAGAGGGUUAUGCUGCUGUUCGAACCACCGAGCACACAGCUGUCUUAAAUUUGGCUAAAAACUUUGCUGAAGUUUUGUCUACGGGAAAAAGCGACGCUGUUUCGGAGUUCGUGAACAAGGAUGGCGUCCAAUAUGUUGCCCUCGUGCAAAAUCAUGUGUUGACUGUCUUCGAUCUGAACGAGCGGAAGGAAAUAUUAAAACAAGUCGCGUAUGGCGAUCCGACUUUAUUGGCUCCUGUGAAGAAAGUCGUUGUUGGUGGUGGAGACAAAGAAUGGGAAUUUUUGGUUAUUGGAGAAGACUGCCGGAUGGAUCAUCUUGUUGUUGAUUUGAACGCAAAGAAGGGCACAACCGAAUGGUCGAGAGAGGAGGGCCUCACCAAAAUUGGCAGUGUUGAAAUGUUGGACUUGCCUCUCAGUGAGUCUCAAGCGGCGAUCGAGACCGAAUUCAGUGUUGAUGAAAAAAAUGUGCUGGCUUCAUUCAUUCACCGACUAAUUUCACAACUCGAUCAAUUCAAGCGAUGGAUUGGAAAAUCAUUCGAGUCAAUCUUCAAUUUGGCGUUAGUGAUGCAAGUUCAAUCAUCCAGCUUCUCGGAUAUUCUAAAUUCGGUGAGAAACUCUGCAAAAUCUUCAAGUUCUUUCCGAGGCUACCCACUGGAAAGAGACGUUUUCAAUUUGAGAAAAUUGAUGGUCGUGACUUCCCUUAAAGGAUCAAUUUUUGCUCUUGACAAUUCCGACGGGUCCGUUGUUUGGCGAAAAUACUUGGGAGCGAAUGUUGAUGGUUUGACAACUCUGGAUGGGCAUCACAAGAUUCCAAUCUUCAUUCAACGAACAACAGCCUUCUACAAUUUCGAUGCUCAAGUUGCCGUUGCUUAUAAACAAAACGCUGCCACACACAUCACUUUUUUGAAUCCAAUGAACGGAAAAGAAGUUGACCAUCAAGUGGUGAAUGACGCUCGGAGAAUCGAUUUGCUGCCAUUUGUCGGUGACAAUCAUCUGCACUCGAUUAUUGUCGUUGGAGCAAACAAAAAGUUUACCGUGUUUCCAUCAUUACCAGCAAAUGUUCUUGAAACUGCGCCACCUGUACAUUUGUUCGAUGUUGAUCAAAAGAAUGGCAAAAUGACUGGAUUUAGACUUGAUCUGAAAACUCAUGAGCUCAAAGAAACAUGGACCGAAUUUCUUCCACAAUGGCAAGAAUCGACUUUGAUCACCAUAAGUGGAAAGCCUUCAACACAACGCACUCAUUCACAAGGACGCGUGAUGGUUGAUCGAUCGGUUCUCUACAAGUAUGUCAAUCCCAACUUAGUGGCGAUCGCUUUGCUUGGAAAAGAGUCGUCACAGCUGACAGUGAUAAUGCUUGAUGCUGUUACUGGGCAAACGGUUCACUCUGCUAGACUACCAAAAGUCAAGGAACCAGUUCAUUUGGUGCACUGUGAAAAUUGGGUUGCGUAUUCUUACUGGUCGGAAAAGGGACGGCGUACAGAAAUUGCAGUCUUUGAGCUUUUUCAGGGCAUCGAACAGCAACAUUUGGAAACCUUCAGCUCGGAUGAACCGUUGAAGCAGGCGCUGCACGUUGAACAAGCGUCUUUCAUUUUCAGUCAAGGCAUUCAAUCUAUGGCUAUUUCGGAAACCGAACAAGGCGCUUCAAAUCGAGCAAUUCUUGUGGCGCUCCCUUUCGGCAAUAUCUUUGAAGUGAAUCGACGGAUCCUUGACGCAUUGCGACCGAUGGAGUUGACUGCAGAAAUGAGAGAAGAGGGCGGCUUCAUUCCAUACAUGCCCGAGAUCCCGAUCGCCACUGAGGAAAUGCUCAACUACAAUCAGACCGUCCAUCACAUUCAGGGAAUUAAAACAGCUCCCUCUGGUCUCGAGUCGACUUCUCUUGUUUUGGCUUAUGGCCUGGAUAUGUUCUAUACUCGGGUCACGCCAUCAGGAACUUUUGAUAUUCUAAAGGAUGAUUUUGAUCACGUGUUCAUUACGAUUGUUCUUGCCGCUUUGAUACUUGGAUCGAUUUUUGCCCGAAGGAUGGCCCGAAACAAAGCACUCCAACAGCAAUGGGCU